This is a messenger RNA of Guyanagaster necrorhizus, 530 nucleotides long. RefSeq lists its product as uncharacterized. The record is from RefSeq and is a predicted model, not a curated record. The transcript is spliced from 2 exons. Bases 103 to 297 code for a protein of 64 amino acids. Lineage: Eukaryota; Fungi; Basidiomycota; Agaricomycetes; Agaricales; Physalacriaceae.
CGACAAGGCACGUUGCAAGGCGGAGAAAUUCGGAAGAACUGUUGUAGCUUGGUAGCAACUUACAAAAAAACUCUCGCUAGUAGCUGCUCCGACAAAAUUCUCAUGGUUGACCCUGCGAUCCUCAUCACACGCCGCGAGACUCUCGUCGUAGAUCCAACCAGGGUUCUCCUGAUAGUUCAAAGGCUGCGUACUACUCUGGUAGUUCGGAUGAGUGCCUUGGGAAAAGAACGUUCCCCAGCCGUCACGUUGGAAGUUGGCUGCGUGGAAAAGAGGGCAGUUGAGGGGAACUGGUUAUAGUUGGGUCCGAGAUCGUAGCGCGCAGCGUCCGGGUAAGCGAAGAGGCGGGUCUGCAGAGGGUUCGAUGUAGGGGACCAUGUUUGAAGGAGAGAAGGAGGGUUUUGAACGGAAAUUAGUCUCUGAACUUGAGGCGACUUGAACAAAGAGGCUUACUCGCUCAAUCUCGGCGAAGUAGUUUUCCGGAUUCCUGUUUAGAGUAAAGCUUUUGAAGCCAAACUUUGGUGAGGUCAAGG